Pieris macdunnoughi is the source of this 255-nucleotide messenger RNA. Lineage: Eukaryota; Metazoa; Arthropoda; Insecta; Lepidoptera; Pieridae. The record is from the annotation of a GenBank genome assembly.
AUGACAGAAAGCACGGACACACCCGCGGCCGCAGCGGCAGAAAAGACCCCAACUGAGAAUGGAACCACUGAAACGCCACCAGAAGAGACGCCAGAAAAGGCCACAGAAGAAAAAGAAAAGGAGACCCCUCCGCCGAAGGAGAUGCGCGCCGUGGUCUUAACCGGAUUCGGUGGUCUUAAAACUGUCAAAAUUCUUAAGAAGCCAGAACCCACACCGGCCGAAGGCGAAGUUGUCAUUCGUGUAAAAGCUUGGUAA